UCCACCCUAUAGCGGAUCGCCUUAGCCCUGCCUCUCUCUCACCUCGAUCCGCGUCGCUGUUGGGGCCUUCCGCCUGCUUCUUCCGCCACCGUGCCUCCCGCUUCCGCCCUUCGCCUCCACUCUCCGCUCCGUCCUCCGCAUCCCCCGUUCCGCGCGUGUCCGCAUUUCGCCAUGAGCCUCUCCGCAACAGCCGCCACCCUGCGGCGGGAGCUGCAGGCGCAGCGCGCGAGGCAGCUGUACCGCCGGUCGCUCAAGAACACGCUCAGCUGGGCGAUCUUUCGCGACAUCUACUACGACGAGGCCGACAAGCUUCGCGCGCUGUUCGAGGCGAACCGACAUGAGACAGACGCGGAUCGCAUCGAUCGGCUGCUGGCAGCCGGCGAGGCAAAGCUGAAGGCCAACCAGCAUCCCGACCCGUACCUAGUGCCGUGGGUCUACGGCGGAUCUAAGUAUGCUCGCAACCCUCCCUUUCCUCAAGAGAUUAGCAUUGUGCAUGGAUUUGGCAAGGAGGAGCACUAGCACCAUCAUUUGAUUCGAGCAUGAUAAAUUGGAGCACAUAUCUGUCUCUCUAGGCAUGCUUUUAUGUCGUUGUUUGUCCGUAGUUCGAGUGGGCAUUGUGGUGGUGUAAUUGACGAUUGGAGCUGAAAUACAAUCUGGGUUUCUUUGCUUUAUGCCAUUCAUUCUUAGGGCCUAGUUGUGCUCUUUGCUCUCAUCUACUGCUCUGCUGUGCUCAUCUCAUUCUCCCAUCGCAUUCUCCUACUCUUUUCAUCUCCUCUUUGUCUCAUGCCUCUUUAAUCCCCCCACUACGACCCCUUCCCUCGUGCCUCUUUCCCAUCUCUCUCCAUCUCUCCUCCCCCUCCCCAUCUCCACCCAACCGUCAAUGCUGCCAUAUCACCACCCUCUAGCGCCAGCAGCAUCAUCAGCCACGCGCAUAUUCCCACCCUUUCCCCCUCCCCCUCACAUGCACCUAUACACAGCCGCUCAUCCGCACUCACAUCACACCUGAUCACCAGCUCAGGUCUUUGCAGUACUUUUAGCUCUGCGGGUGGUAUUGCCAGUAGCAGUGGCGGCAGCAGGAGAAGCAUCAGCGGCAGCAGCAGCAGCAGCAGCACCAGCACCAGCAGCAGCAUCAGCUUCAGCAGAAGCAUCAGCAGCACCACCACCACCACCACCACCACCACCAGCCGCAGCAGCAGCAAGAAGAAAUCAAAGCCCGACCC
Messenger RNA from Closterium sp. NIES-67, 1220 nucleotides. Lineage: Eukaryota; Viridiplantae; Streptophyta; Zygnematophyceae; Desmidiales; Closteriaceae. The record is from the annotation of a GenBank genome assembly.